Rhagoletis zephyria (snowberry fruit fly) is the source of this 711-nucleotide messenger RNA. Its product is annotated as sex peptide receptor-like. NCBI's taxonomy places the organism in Eukaryota, Metazoa, Arthropoda, Insecta, Diptera, Tephritidae. The record is from RefSeq and is a predicted model, not a curated record. Gene Ontology annotation, cellular component: membrane.
AUGACUGCUGCACAGCUGGCACAACAACAUAACACAACACACGCAAGUCUUGUAACCGACACGGAAGUCGCAGCCACGAUUAUGGCACCCAUCCAGCAAACGGGUAAUUUCAAUUCCACAUUUACGACAGCGUUCUAUAGCAGUGGAGUUACGCCGACAUCGACAUCGAUACCGACUACAGCGAUAGCAGCUUUCUACCCGCGUGAUGAUGUUGGCGGCAGUAGCGGUGAUGAUGCCUUGGAGUGGAGCGACAGCCCUGCAACAAUUGCUGGCAGUUAUAGUGGCCUAAGUGCGGCUAUGUUAGCGGCUAUAGAUAGCACGAAUGACUACAAUGACACACAAUUGUUCGAUCAGAAUUCGAGCGAUUAUUAUGACUAUCUGCCGCCCUGUGAAUCCUUCGAUAUAGUCUCCAACUGGUCAUAUUGGAAUGUGACUUGUGAUAACGCGCUGGAAUAUGGCAUGCCUUUAUAUGGGUAUUGUAUGCCCUUUCUGUUGAUCAUUACGGUUGCUGCGAAUUCGCUGAUAGUGUUGGUAUUGAGCAAGAAACAUUUGGCGACGCCAACAAAUUUCGUGCUAAUGGCCAUGGCGAUAUGUGAUAUGCUGACGGUGAUAUUUCCGGCGCCAGGACUUUGGUAUAUGUACACAUUCGGUAAUCACUACAAGCCGCUGCAUCCGGUGUCAAUGUGUUUGGCGUAUUCUAUAUUUAAUGAG